This is a messenger RNA of Bursaphelenchus okinawaensis, 458 nucleotides long. The record is from the annotation of a GenBank genome assembly. Lineage: Eukaryota; Metazoa; Nematoda; Chromadorea; Rhabditida; Aphelenchoididae.
AUGAUGGAUACUAUGACAAUGUUCACUUUGAUACUCAUUUGCAUGAUGUUAGACAUUGCUUCGGCUCAAUUUGGUAUGAACUUUUACAGAGUUUCUUGUUAUUACAGUCAGGGACGUUGCUACGGUUUUUCUCUGGGGGGGGAGGUCGAAAAAAUUUUUUUUGGUCUACAGGUAGCCCCUGAUUACAGUAUUAUGGACUAAGAUUCAGGUUAAUACGUGUUAGAAUUGUAAUGAGGAAUGUAAUAUAAUUGUAAUAUCAAAGUAUAAUUUUAGGUUCGAUGGGCAUGAGCAGAAUGAUGAUGGGCGGUAUGGGAGGAUACGGAGGAAUGGGAGGUUACCCAAGCUUUGGAGGUUACGGUAUGCCAGGAUACGGUAUGGGCAUGGGUCUGGGCGGCAUGGGAAUGGGCGGAAUGGGAAUGCCUUACGGUGGAUAUGGUGGUAUGUUUGGAAAGAAGUAA